AUGGCAGUAUCCUGUGGUAGUCACGGACUAAUAACCAGAGUUUUGGAUAAGGUGCUCAGAGCACAAAUUCUCGCUUUUCAGACUGUGGUACAAUGCUGUUUUGCAAAGCGAGUGAUUACAUCCGACAUCAACGACACUAUUGAGUCUCGACUCGAGGUUGUUUCACUCGAGCAAAACCCGGUAUACGAAGCUCUCUCUUACUGUUGGGGUGACAGUGCUGAGCUUCAUGAGAUCAAAUGCAAUAAUGAAGAAUUCCAAGUCACUACAAAUCUUUUCAGUGCACUGCAGCACUUGAGGGAUGAGCAUUCCGUGCGUACGUUAUGGAUUGACGCCAUUUGCAUCAACCAGGAAGACUUGAAGGAGCGUCAAUCCCAGGUUCUACUUAUGGGAGAUAUUUAUACCAGAUCCGACAGAGCGGUUGUCUGGUUGGGUCCCGACCCCGUAUCAGAUGGAAUCAACCACUUGUUUGACCUGAUGCAAACGAUUCCUGAUCUUCCAAGCCCUCACCUCAGCAAACGAGAGACAACAUUUUUCGAGAUGAACGUGGCUGAUCUCGAUCAAUGGCCUCAAAGGGAAGGCUAUGAUUAUGCUCCGGGUGCGGUCAAGAAAGAUUUUGUUAUACCGGAGCAAGCAAAGAAAGGUGCAAUCGCUUUGCUAGAACGACCAUGGUGGACAAGGGUAUGGACUGUUCAAGAAAUGGUUCUGGCUCCCAGCGCGAUCUUUGUGUGUGGCAAUUCAUCUGCUUCAUCAACAGAAGUACGAAAAAGGUGCAACGAUAUUCUGAUGCACUCAGUCAGCGACGCCUUUGAUACUGGCGAUGUUGAUGAUGUCGGUGCUUUUGGGGACUUGGUAUCUGACGGUGAUGGCAAACUUUUCAUUGCCAUCGUGCGGUUACAUCGCAGUUCCGAUGCUAAAAAGGAUCUUGGGGCAAUUCUCCAUCUUCAUAGGUGGUUAAGAGCGAAAGAUCCUAGAGACAAGGUGUAUAGCUCUUUAGGUAUCGCCACAUCAACAUACGGCAUCGAGCCAGACUACACCGUUUCCACAGUGGAGUGCUACACACGUGCAGCCUUCAAAAUUAUAAGCGGCAGUUGUUCACUAGACAUUUUCAGUGCUCUGGGCAUGCCAGCUUGUUUAGAGGCUACCCUGGAUGGGUUGCCUUCGUGGGUUCCUGACUGGAGUUACGACUUCUCUAGUAUUCCAGACGAAGAAAAAGGUCCCUCUGGUAUCAACAAUCCUAUUAUUAGGGAAAAUGUUCGAACGCCAAUAUUGCUAGAGACGAGGGGAUCAUUUCCCGAGUUCAAGGCGUCGCAAUCCAACAUGCCUUUCACCACAAGACUUCUUGAUGACAGCAAGACACUUGUUCUCAGAGGUUUUAUCGUGGAUGAGUUGGUUUCUGUUGGCGACAAGCUUGAGUACCCUUGGCCGGGACCUGAGAUAGAUUUCAACGAUGUGUUAGACCCUAUUCGCGAGCUCAGGCGAACCUCUAGGAUCUGGGGAGGCAUUGGACGAGUCAUUGAUACUAUUCAAGGCUGGCAAGAUCUCGCUUUCCAAGGUGGAAAUAUUCAGACGUUGCCAGGUGAAACCCCAAUGGACGCUUUCCUCACAACGCUGUUGAGCAAUCGGAUUAGACUCGAUGCUAAUCGCCGCGACGUCCUGGAUUACCUUGAGCAGAGUAUAAGAAGAGGCUUCAAGAUGACCAAGACUGGUAUUGUCAUGCAUCAGAUGCAUCUUCCACAGAUAGUACCAAGACUGUACUACAAACUGCUGGGAUACAGGAAAUUAAGCAGCAUAGAUCGGAGUGACAUGCUCUUGUUUGGAAAGUCUUUCACUGACAUACAAUGGGCCUUUGAUCAUAGGAUGGGAAUGACAAGCUCGGGACAUCUCUGCCUAGUUCCUUGGCCCAUUCAAGCUGGUGAUUGGAUUGCGCUGCUUCAGGCUGGGAGGACACCCUACGUGCUGCGAAAAGCUGGAGAUAAAUGGAAGAUUAUUGGGGAUUGCUAUGUUCAUGGAAUCAUGUCUGGGGAAGCUUGGAGUGAUGAGAAGUGUGUCGAUAUUGAGAUUGUCUAA
Fusarium graminearum PH-1 is the source of this 2067-nucleotide messenger RNA. RefSeq lists its product as uncharacterized. Bases 1 to 2067 code for a protein of 688 amino acids. The transcript is spliced from 3 exons. The record is from RefSeq and is a predicted model, not a curated record. Lineage: Eukaryota; Fungi; Ascomycota; Sordariomycetes; Hypocreales; Nectriaceae.